This is a messenger RNA of Suhomyces tanzawaensis NRRL Y-17324, 987 nucleotides long. RefSeq lists its product as uncharacterized. Gene Ontology annotation, molecular function: RNA binding. Gene Ontology annotation, cellular component: nucleolus. The coding region runs from base 146 to 913 and encodes 255 amino acids. The record is from RefSeq and is a predicted model, not a curated record. NCBI's taxonomy places the organism in Eukaryota, Fungi, Ascomycota, Pichiomycetes, Serinales, Debaryomycetaceae. The transcript has a single exon.
UGCGAAACAUCCAACUUGGUGCUAGUCGAAACAGCUAAGAGUUGGUGAAAAUAACGUGAAACAGAUCACAGGACAUACCAACAUCGAGAAUAAGUGGGUGCCUUGAAUACAGUCAAUUAAACAGUUCAGAAACCAGCAGAACAAAAUGGCAGGCAUACGUAAGAACAGAGAGAUCUUAACAGGUGGUAAGAGGUAUGCCCAAAAGGCAGCCAAGAAGCACAGAGUAGAGGAGGUGGUGUUUGACAAGGAGUCCAGAGUUGAAUAUUUGACGGGAUUUCACAAGAGAAAGUUGCAGAGACAGAAGAAAGCCCAGGAGUACAUCAAAGAGCAAGAAAGAUUGAAUAGAAUAGCAGAAAGGAAGGAAAUGAGAGCGGAGAGGAAGAAGGACAUGGAAAACCAGUUGAGCGAGUUCAACAAGACCAUGAAGGAUAUAACGAACUUGAAUGACAGUGACGACGAAGAAGAAGGCACGAAGGGACUGGCUAAGGAGUGGUCAGGCUUCAGUGGCGAUGAAGGCAGCAGUGACGAGGCCGAGGAAAAUGACGAAGAUGAAGCGCCUAAGGGAAUAUUGCACCACAAGGAGAUUUACAAAGUCGACAAGGCCAGUUUGCCUCCCACCAAUGCCAUCAUCGACGAUGAGACCACGGUGACCGUCGAGUCUUUGGACAACCCUGCAGUUGCCAGUGCUAGAGAAGCCAGCUUGGAGGCCAUUGCCAAGGCCAACAACGUGAACUUGGCCAAGUCCGAGGAUGUGCUCGAAAAGUCCAUAAAGAGAGCUAAGAACUAUGCCGUGGUGGCCGGUGUCGCAAAGCCAGAGCAGAAGAAGAAGAAGAAGUUCAGAUACUUAUCCAAGGCUGAAAGAAGGGAAAAUACUAGAAAGGAAAAGUCCAAGAACAAGAGGCCUGCUAAAUGAUCCAGCGAAGUCAAUGGCCAGGGCAAUAUAUAGAGUACAUACCCGUCCAAUAAAUGCGGAUAAUACUGUCUAGC